AUGGGAUUUGAAGCAUUGGAUUGGUACUGCAAGCCAGUGAGAAAUGGGGUGUGGACUAAAGCAGUGGAAAAUGCAUUUGGUGCAUACACACCUUGUGCCACUGACACUCUGGUGGUCUCCCUUUCUUAUCUGGUUCUCAUCGCACUUUGCUCCUAUAGAAUCUGGCUUACCAAGAAAGAUUUCAAGCUCCGCAGAUUCUGUUUGAGGUCUAAAUGGUAUGCCUAUUUGCUGUCCCUGCUUGCUCUUUAUUCCACUGCUGAGCCCUUGUACAGAUUGGUCAUGGGUAUUUCGCUUCUCAAUUUAGAUGGACAGACAGGCCUUGCUCCAUUUGAGAUUGUUUCCUUGAUUAUUGAGGCUCUUGCUUGGUGCUCCAUGCUGGUCAUGAUUGGUGUAGAAAUUAAAGUCUACAUCCGUGAAUUUCGAUGGUUUGUUAGAUUUGGAGUCAUCUAUACUUUGGUGGGUGAUGCAGUGAUGCUCAAUCUUAUUCUUUCAGUGAAGGAGUUCUAUGACAACACUGUUCUGUAUUUAUACAUUAGCGAGGUCAUUGUUCAGGCUCCAAGUCCUAGGCUGGGUUUGUUUGGAAUACUACUGCUUGUGUAUGUUCCUGACUUGGAUCCUUACCCUGGUUACACUCCAAUGCAAACUGAAUCUGUUGAUGAUGCUGAAUAUGAAGAGCUACCUGGAGGAGAGUAUAUAUGUCCUGAGAGGCAUGUCAACUUAAUUUCCAAUCUAGUACAUGGUAAUUCAGGCAUGGGUGUGAAGGAAAUUGUUUUUGGAUGGAUGAGUCCCCUUAUGAAGCUAGGAUAUAGUAGACCCAUCACUGAGAAGGAUGUUUGGAAAUUAGAUUCGUGGGAUUGCACUGAAACCCUUAACAAUAGGUUCCAAAAAUGUUGGGCUGAGGAAUCAAGAAAACCAAAACCAUGGCUGUUGAGGGCAUUAAAUGGUAGCCUUGGAGGGAGUGGAUCUGUUGUCUUUGAUGAGUCAGUUAUCCUUGUUGGAAUCAGUUGUUUUGGUGGGGAGGCUUUUGGAAGGAAAGGGCAUAAACCUUCAGCAUUUGACAAUCUAAAGAUUGGCAAUGACGCUUCCCAAUUUGUCGGGCCACUUGUGCUGAACCAACUCCUACAGUCCAUGCAAGAAGGUGAUCCGGCUUGGAUUGGUUAUAUCUAUGCUUUCUCAAUUUUUGCUGGAGUGGUAUUUGGUGUGUUAUGUGAAGCUCAGUAUUUUCAGAAUGUCAUGCGUGUUGGUUUCCGCCUGAGAUCAACUUUGGUUGCUGCCGUGUUUCGAAAAUCUCUAAGGCUCACCCAUGAAGGUCGCCGGAAGUUUGCAUCUGGAAAAAUAACCAACUUGAUGACAACUGAUGCUGAAGCACUUCAGGAGGGUGAAGCACUUCAGCAAAUAUGUCAAUCACUUCACACUUUGUGGUCAGCUCCAUUCCGUAUUAUUAUCGCUAUGGUUCUCCUUUAUCAGCAGUUGAAUGUUGCUUCACUUCUUGGUGCACUAAUGCUAGUACUUCUGUUCCCCAUACAGACAUUUGUUAUAAGCAGAAUGCAAAAGUUAUCUAAGGAGGGUUUGCAGCGUACAGACAAGAGAAUUGGCCUCAUGAAUGAAAUUUUGGCUGCAAUGGAUACUGUGAAAUGUUAUGCAUGGGAAAGUAGCUUCCAGGCUAAAGUUCAAGGUGUUCGGGAUGAAGAAUUAUCAUGGUUCCGAAAAGCAUCACUGCUAGGAGCGUGUAAUGCUUUUAUACUAAACAGCAUUCCAGUAGCGGUGACUGUGAUUUCGUUUGGUAUGUUCACUUUGCUUGGUGGAGAUCUGACUCCUGCAAGGGCAUUUACUUCUCUAUCUCUGUUUGCUGUGCUUCGCUUUCCUCUCUUCAUGCUUCCUAAUAUAAUUACUCAGGUCUGGUCUUCCUUCUUUACUGUAUCUCUUAUCCUUCUGCUUACUGCUGAGGUAGUAAAUGCAAACGUGUCCUUAAAGCGUUUGGAGGAGCUAUUUUCAGCUGAAGAGAGAAUCCUUCUUCCAAACCCUCCUCUUGAUCCUGGCUUACCUGCCAUUUCCAUCAAGAAUGGAUACUUUUCUUGGGAUUCUGAGGCAGAGAGACCCACAUUGUCAAACAUCAAUUUGGAUGUACCGAUUGGUAGCCUAGUUGCAAUUGUUGGCAGUACUGGAGAGGGGAAGACCUCACUUGUUUCAGCAAUGUUGGGGGAGCUUCCUGCACUGUCAGAUGCCAGUGUUGUUAUUAGAGGAACGGUGGCUUAUGUUCCACAAGUUUCCUGGAUUUUUAAUGGAACAGUGCGGGAUAACAUACUCUUUGGAUCUCCAUUUGAUUCAGCAAGAUAUGAGAAGGCAAUAGAUGUGACUGCAUUACAGCAUGACCUUGAUUUACUGCCUGGUGGUGAUCUCACCGAGAUUGGUGAAAGAGGGGUGAAUAUCAGUGGUGGGCAAAAGCAAAGAGUUUCCAUGGCUCGGGCUGUAUAUUCCAAUUCAGAUUUAUAUAUUUUUGAUGAUCCCUUAAGUGCUCUAGAUGCCCAUGUAGGUCGACAGAUUCAAGACUGGGUCUUUGAUAUCCAUGCAGGAUCAAAUGGUAGGAUAGGUAUGGUGAAAGAGGAGGGCACCUUUGAGGACCUCUCUAAUAAUGGAAUUUUGUUCCAGAAGCUGAUGGAAAAUGCAGGGAAAAUGGAAGAGUAUGUAGAAGAACAGGAAAACAAUGAUAUUGUUGAUCAUAAAACCUCUUCAAAACAUGUUUCUAAUGGGGUGAUUGACAACUUGCCGAAGAAUGUAAGUGGUGCAAAGAAACCAAAAGAAGGCAAAUCUGUUCUUAUCAAGCAAGAAGAACGGGAAACAGGUGUUGUCAGUUCUAAAGUUCUGAUAAGGUACAAGAAUGCAUUAGGAGGAGCAUGGGUGGUGAUGAUACUCUUCAUGUGCUAUGUCACGACAGAAGUAUUUAGAGUUUCAAGUAGUACAUGGUUGAGCAAUUGGACAGAUCAAGGCACUGCAAAGAGACAUGGGCCUAUUUACUAUAAUAUGAUUUAUUUGCUUCUAUCAGUUGGUCAGGUGUUGGUGACAUUAUUAAAUUCAUAUUGGUUGAUUAUAUCAAGUUUAUAUGCCGCCAAGAGACUGCAUGAUGCAAUGCUUAAUUCCAUACUAAGAGCUCCUAUGGUCUUCUUUCACACCAAUCCACUAGGACGCAUUAUCAAUAGGUUUGCCAAGGAUCUAGGUGACAUUGAUCGGAAUGUUGCCAUAUUUGUAAAUAUGUUCUUGGGCCAAGUAUCACAGCUUCUUUCUACAUUUUUCCUCAUUGGAAUUGUGAGCACCAUGUCUUUGUGGGCCAUUAUGCCACUUUUGGUUUUGUUUUAUGGAGCAUACCUUUAUUAUCAGCAUUCUGAUCUCGAAAUUUCAUCAUUUAUCGUCAUGGACAAUCUUGAGAGCACAGCCCGUGAAGUAAAGAGACUGGAUUCUAUAACUAGAUCACCUGUUUAUGCACAAUUUGGAGAAGCUCUGAAUGGUUUGUCAACUAUUCGUGCAUACAAAGCUUAUGAUCGGAUGGCCAACAUCAAUGGAAAAUCUAUGGACAACAAUGUCAGAUACACCCUUGUUAACAUGAGUGCAAACCGCUGGCUGGCAAUCCGGUUGGAAACAUUAGGGGGCCUUAUGAUUUGGUUUACGGCGACCUUUGCAGUUAUGCAAAAUGGAAGGGCGGAUAACCAGCAGGCAUUUGCAUCUACAAUGGGUCUACUUCUCAGUUAUGCUUUAAACAUCACAAGUUUAUUGACUGGUGUAUUGAGACUUGCAAGUUUGGCUGAGAAUAGCUUAAAUGCUGUGGAACGGGUUGGCACAUACAUAGAGUUGCCAUCUGAGGCUCCUUCUGUUAUUGAGAGCAAUCGGCCCCCUCCUGGAUGGCCUUCAUCAGGAGCGAUCAAGUUUGAAGACAUUGUCUUACGUUACAGGCCUGAACUUCCGCCAGUCCUACAUGGGUUGUCCUUCUAUAUUUCUCCUAGUGACAAGGUUGGGAUUGUUGGAAGGACUGGUGCUGGAAAGUCCAGCAUGCUUAAUGCUUUAUUUCGAAUUGUGGAGCUUGAAAGGGGAAGAAUCUUGAUUGAUGAUUGUGAUAUAGCAAAGUUUGGAUUGAUGGAUCUACGCAAAGUACUUGGUAUCAUACCACAAUCUCCAGUUCUCUUUUCAGGAACUGUGAGGUUUAAUCUUGAUCCUUUCAGUGAACACAACGAUGCUGAUCUUUGGGAGGCUUUGGAGAGGGCUCAUUUGAAGGAUGUUAUCCGAAGGAAUUCCUUAGGUUUGGAAUCUGAGGUUCAUUUGGUGAAACGGACUGUAAUCAUCCAUGCACUUCUAGUUAAAAACCAGCGCGAAGUGUGUGCUGUUACAGAGGCAGGGGAUAAUUUCAGUGUUGGCCAGAGACAGUUGUUAAGUCUUGCUAGGGCAUUGUUGCGAAGGUCAAAAAUACUUGUGCUUGAUGAAGCUACUGCAGCUGUUGAUGUCAGAACAGAUGCUCUUAUUCAGAAAACUAUUCGAGAAGAAUUCAGGUCAUGUACAAUGCUAAUUAUUGCACAUCGACUCAAUACCAUCAUUGAUAGUGAUCGGGUCCUUCUGCUUGAUUCUGGCCGGGUUCUGGAAUAUGAUACACCAGAGAAACUGCUUUUAAAUGAAGAUAGUGCAUUCUCCAAGAUGGUUCAGAGUACAGGGACUGCAAAUGCUCAGUACUUGCGCAGCUUGGUAAUGGGAGGGGAAGGAGAGAGUAGGUUGGGCAGAGAAGAGAAAAAACAGUUAGAUGGACAGAAGAGAUGGCUGGCCUCCUCUCGUUGGGCUGCUGCAGCACAGUUCGCCCUUGCUGUUAGCCUCACUUCAUCACAUAAUGACCUGCGACAGUUGGAAAUUGAGGAUGAAAACUCUAUCCUGGGGAAAACAAAGGAUGCAGUGAUAACUUUGCAGAGAGUGUUGGAAGGGAAGCAUGACAAAAUAAUUGACGAAUCACUGAAUCAAUACAAAAUAUCCAGAGAUGGAUGGUGGUCAGCUCUUUACAAAAUGGUUGAAGGUCUUGCCAUGAUGAGCAGACUAGGUCGGAACAGGCUUCACCAAUUGGACACUGGCUUUGAUGACAAAACAAUCGACUGGGACCAUGUUGAAAUGUAG
This is a messenger RNA of Dovyalis caffra, 5142 nucleotides long. Lineage: Eukaryota; Viridiplantae; Streptophyta; Magnoliopsida; Malpighiales; Salicaceae. The record is from the annotation of a GenBank genome assembly.